AUGUGUUUGCAGCUGCAGCAGGAGUGGAGACAGAAGUGUUUUGAGGCUCAGCAGCAACUGAGAGAAGAGAGAGACCAGCUGCACAACCAGAAAAAAGAGCUGGAGACACGAGCAGCUGCCGCUCAGAGCAGAGUGAGGGACCUGGAGGAACACAGGCGCUCACCGGAUACAGCUGCAGAGGUGAAGCGUGUGAUGAACGGAGUUUUCCAGAGUCUUCGAGGAAAGUUUGAGCUGCAGGAGACGUACAGUGGACAGAUCGUCAUGACAACCAUCGUCACAACCAUCAAAAAUGUGACUCUGCAGCUGCUCAGUAGUGGCUCCGAGAGACCCCCAGGGACCCCAGAGACCCCAGAGACCCCAGAGACCCCAGAGACCCCAGAGGAGAUGGGAACACGAACGCCAACAGAAAACACACAAAGAAAAGAGUCUUCUAAGUGUUCAUCAGGAGAAGGAGCAUCAGAAGGAGGAGCAUCAGAAGGAGGAGCAUCAGGAGGAGGAGCAUCAGGAGGAGGAGCAUCAGGAGGAGGAGCAUCAGGAGGAGGAGCAUCAGGAGGAGGAGCAUCAGGAGGAGGAGCAUCAGGAGGAGGAGCAUCAGGAGGAGGAGCAUCCGGAGGAGGAACAUUAGGAGGAGGAACAUUAGGAGGAGGACCAGAGGACCAUUUACCAAAUGGAGUUAGCCAUGAACAGUGUCUGCAAGGGACAGGGACAUCUUUUGGACCCACCCCUCCGACUCACCCUCCUCCCCCUCCUCCCAACCCAGCGCGGGACGGCCCACUCCAGUGCACCAGUCUGAGGAGAAUGGACGAGGAAAAUGGAGAGGAGCCAUUUUUCCAAGUUAAAUCCACGGAGGCGCAGCACGAAGACGAGGAGGAGGAAGUGAGCCUGAAAGGUCGUCCUCCUCCAGCUCCACUGUUCGGGGAGGAAGAGGAUGAUGAAGAUUUGGACUGGCUCAACUGA
Molecule: messenger RNA, 957 nt
Organism: Knipowitschia caucasica
Lineage: Eukaryota; Metazoa; Chordata; Actinopteri; Gobiiformes; Gobiidae
Source: the annotation of a GenBank genome assembly